GAAAAAGCAUGUUCUUGGGAUGUCGCUGCUACGAACCAAAGCACCAAUGUUACGGACAACACGUCAGAUGCCAUCGUCUCUCGUUUACAAUACUUGCUUUUGGUUUUUUACCCAGUUUUUCUAUUCAUCUGUACAACCGGGAAUGUCAUGAAUAUCUUUGUGUUGCGCACGGCCAAGCAUUCUCAAUGCACCACCACUUUUCUUAUCGCACUGGCCGUGGGAGAUUUACUGGCUGUGUAUGUCAUUCCUCCUUCCGUUUAUCGUAUAUUCUGGAGUUAAUAUUAAUGUGGUGGUGGAUGCAGCUGCCGCGUUAUAUAUGGGAAAUCAAUCCUGAUAUCUUCAGUAAUCCCAAAUACACAUACGCACACAUUAAUUACUACACGCAGGGAUGGUACAUCUGGAUGCAACUGAUGUGGUUUGACUUCUCAAACUGGAUUUUAAUAGCGUUUUCCGUGGAACGGGUUAGAGCAUUAUUCGAUCCACUGUCGUACCGUGGUCCGCCGGCGGCAAAGCGAGCCCGCAUUGUCAUUGGUUUUGUAUUUGUAUGCGCAGCCUUAUCCAAUAUGUACCGCAUGGUGAUGCAGUAUUAUUUAAUGGCCACACGAGAUAUUCCAACGUUUCUUAAAGAUUCAGUCAACGCGUUUAUAACAGGAGCGCCUAACUGGCUACAAACAUGGAAUGAUGUUAAUAUGUAUUACAAGGACAUCGAAGUCAUUGUCGUGUUUCUUAUAUUGCUGAUCUGUAAUAUUUGUAUAAUUCGCUGUAUAUUUCGGCAUCGCCAAAAGAUCUCCUUUUGCCCAACUAUUACCAGCACCGACCGCAAGCGUGCCGGUGGGAGCACAGUAGACUUCGGCUGUGUAAAUAUCCUCUUGGCUGCCGUCACAGUGCCGUGCUGACUUACGUCAUCGGCUUAUUCCCACUGACUGUGACUGAUGUCCUGGGAAAGCUUUCAAACUAUCCGCUCUGCCUUUUUCAGUUUACUUAUGCUAGCAAUAUCCUCAAUUAUCCGAACUGUGUUCUGAUGUUGGUUCCAUACACUAUAAACUUUUAUCUCUAUGUGGGUUUCUGUUGCACUUUUCGCAACCAAACCAGAGCGGUGCUUACGGAGACAAAAGCCAGAAUGGAGACGUGGCUAUCUGCCAGAGGAAUGGGCGCUUGUUGUCGGCGGUGUCCGGAAGUCGGUAAAAGAGCGCUAGCGAGCUUGAAAAUACGGGAAUCGGCUGAUGCACCCAUGAUUAUUUUGGAAAGAGAUCGCGAACUGCUGUCAAAGACCGCAAACGGUGCAAAAGUAGUCCAGUUAAAACAAGAUGCAGAAUUAUCGGAGUGCAACGUUACGGAGGUCACAAAUGUUAGAUUGUGAUUGUGCUUAUAUUAGCGGCCAGGCGCAUACAUGUACGCGCAACCGGAUAUUUAUUUUGAAUUUCCUCGUUCCUGUUUUGUUACGAUAUUUCUAGAGUCGAUAUUUAACUGAAAAAAGA
Molecule: messenger RNA, 1478 nt
Organism: Paramacrobiotus metropolitanus
Lineage: Eukaryota; Metazoa; Tardigrada; Eutardigrada; Parachela; Macrobiotidae
Exons: 4
Coding region: 9-896 (295 amino acids)
Biological process (GO): G protein-coupled receptor signaling pathway
Cellular component (GO): membrane
Molecular function (GO): G protein-coupled receptor activity
Source: RefSeq, a predicted model, not a curated record